CUUCACACUCCUGCCUGCCGGUUGUCUAAAUAGAAAUUUUGCAUAUUUUUAUGAAAAUAACUUUUGAAAAAUUUAAAUCGUACAAAAUUCCAAUGUGACUGAUAAGUAUAAAAUAAUCAAUUAAUUAUUACUGCCUGCGUUAUUACUGCAAAGUUCUAGUUAGCAAAAUAUCCCACAGAAAAUAAUAAAAUUAUAAUGCCCAAUCCCAAAUUUCAACUUGAAAUUUCCUUACUUGAAAUUUUCAAGUAAGGACACUAUCGUAUCGUAAAUUGGCAUAGAUAUGCUGCAAGUUUAAAUAAAACAUCGAUGUUGCGGGUCAAGUGACACUGACAGAUUCUUGCAGAUAUUAGGCUGAACAAUGAAAUCAAUGUUUCAAACGAGUAGACGUGGGGGUUAUCUCAUCUUCAGACACAGACAAACCGAAUUCAAGUAUUCGACAACAACCUCGGUGGGAGAUGGUGGUGGGAACCAGGGGACUCCACCUAAUGCCACCACGAUAGAGUCAGAGUUUCCCAAGGCGUAUGAACCAGCCUUAUUUGAAGAAACAUGGAACAAUAAAUGGCUCAAAAGAACUUCGUUGGAUCGAAAAGAUUCGCCAGUGUUUCGAAUGAUACUCCCACCACCAAAUGUUACUGGGAAAUUACAUCUCGGCCACGCUUUAACCAUUGCCAUUCAGGAUACGAUAGCUAGAUGGAAAACUAUGCAAGGGUACAAGUUAGAGUGGAUUCCAGGAUUCGACCAUGCUGGGAUUGCAACUCACACAAUCGCAUUAAGGAAAUUAAAAAUAGAGAACAGCACCUUAGGCCCAGGCGAUUUAUUAAGAGACAGGAUUCAAGACAUUGCAUCCAAAAAUUUGGACAGUAUUCAAAAACAGUUAGCUAGCUUGGGCGCCCUCUUAAAUUGGGAGUCAGUAUAUUACACUUUGGACGAGAGUCAUUCAAAUGUUGUAAAGGAAGCAUUUUUUAAACUGUUUGAAGCUGGUCUUAUCCAAAGAGGUGAUGGUAUCGUAAAUUGGUCCUGCUGCCUUCAGUCAUCGAUUUCUGAUGUGGAAGUGGAUCAUGUUGAUUUUAAAGGGAAAAUGACUUUCAAAGUCCCGAAUCACGAUGACCCUGUGGAGUUUGGUGUACUGUACAAUUUGGCAUAUGGGUUAGAGAAUUCAGAUCAGUCAGUACUUGUGGCAACAUCAAGACCGGAAACACUCUUUGGAGAUGUUGCUCUUGCUGUCAAUCCCUUAGACUCACGCUUUGCCAAUCUCAUUGGGAAAAAUGCGAUAAACCCUGUGAAUGAUAAAUUGUUGCCGAUUAUUGGAGAUCCCCGAGUAAAAACAAGUUUUGGAACAGGUGUUGUAAAAAUUACACCAGCACACGAUAAAUUGGAUUUUGCCAUUGGUGCAUCGCACAAUUUGCCAAAGUUAGAUGUGAUCACUGGAGACGGGUUUCUAAAUGACCUCGCUGGAAAUUAUAAGGGUAUUCCCCGUCUUAGUGCUCGAAGUAUUGUUUUAGAAGCAUUAGACAAAAAAUGGGCUCUUAAAAGCGUCCAAGAAUAUGCCGGAGUUAUAAAUAUUUGUAGUCGAACUGGUGAUGUUGUGGAGCCCAAGGUCCUUCCUCACUGGUUUUUGAAGACUGAGAAACUCACAAAAAUUUUUAUUGAUUCAAUCAAAUCAGAAGAAUUUAUUAUUUCUCCCAAAAAUUAUGGUGUAGAUUUGUUAAACACGCUGUCCAAUUCUCAGGACUGGUGCCUUUCUCGUCAAAUAAGUUGGGGCCACGAAAUACCUGUGUAUCGUUUUAUUGAUCAUCCGGAAGGAUGGGUGGUCGCCUUAGAUCGACAGUCGGCAAAGAAAAAGAUUGAGGCAAAAUACAAUAUUACCAUAGAUGAUGAGUCCACCAUUAUCCAGGAUUCUGAUGUACUGGAUACUUGGUUCAGCUCAUCCUUAAUACCAGUAGCAUUGUCUGGUUGGCCUGACUUUAAGGAAAUUAAAGAAAUCUCACUAAUGGAGACUGGACGGGAUAUUCUCUUGUAUUGGGUUUGGAGAAUGGUGAUCAUAAGUUUUGCGCUUACGAAUCAGUUCCCAUUUAAACAUGUGCUUCUGCAUGGAAUUAUCAGCGAUAAAUAUGGACGGAAAAUGUCAAAGUCUAAAGGAAAUGUAAUCGACCCCUUACAUGUUGUUAAUGGGAUUUGUUACCUAGAUUUGUUAGAAGAAGCCAAACAAUCUCUAGAACAAGGUGAUCUUGAACGUAGCGAAUAUGAUUUACGUAUUGAAACAAUGGACAGUGAGUAUCCACAAGGAUUUAAACCUUUUGGAAGAGAUGCUUUAAGGUUUGCAUUGUUAUCCCAAAAUAUACAAGGUCAACAAUUAGGCCUGGAUAUGGUUUACCUAGAGAAUUGUCGUCACUUUACAAACAAGCUAUGGCAGGCUCUUCGAUUUUUCCUUCUGUAUCGGGAAAACGUAGAAAAAACAACUGGAAAUUUCAAGUCAUUUGAUGUAAUGAGUGUUACGUCAAAAGCCGAUCUGUGGCUACUAUCUUGUUUGUAUGAGUUUAUGUCCGAUGUAGAACAAUACUUAGACAGUGGGCAGUUUCACUUUUAUGCUGAAUCGAUAAGAAAAUUCUUCUACCAACAAUUGUGCGACGUUUACAUUGAAUUAAUUAAAAAUGACCUGAAGGCUGGAGUAGAUAAAAGUCAACAUCUACUAGUUUUAGAAUAUGCAAUUUCUACAGGACUGAAACUAAGUCAUCCAUUAAUUCCCUUUGUAACUGAAGAAAUGUGGUCUCGUCUCUUUCAAUCUGGGCAACUCAUUGAUGAACCAUUUCCAAGAUCAAAAGAAUUAAAAAGUUUUCACAAUGCUGAAUUAAAUCGUGCUGUAUUGAAGACCAUCAAAGUCGUUAAAGAAAUUCGUUCAUUAAAGACAAGAAUUGGGAUGAAAGCAAACUCGAGGCCACUUAUAUAUAUUGACGCAACCCCAUCCCAAGUUCCUGAGAUUAGUUCAAUGAAGUCACAUAUUGAAAAUUUGGCUCGGUGCACAUUAACUUGUGGAAGUCUACCACCAUUGGAGAGAAGUAGCUUUAUCACAGUUAUUAUUCAGCUGGAUGGACAAAUUUGCAAGAUAUCAACACCAAAGGGAGAGGCUACUGAAAAAUAUUUAGAAGGAGAAAAUAAUAAGAUAUUAAAAUUGCAAGUAAGGUUGACUAAAUUAAAACAUCAAUAUGAGAACCCAAAUUUCCAACAGCAUGCUUCUCAAGAAGUUAAAGAAAAAUUGCGCAAGAGGUUGGAGACUUUGGAACUGCAAAUUAAUGAGGUAGUCUCUUCAAACCCAUCUGAAAAUACACGAAACCCGUCUUAGAGUUGAUUGGGAUGCUACAUAUUCCAUACAUAUAUAUAAAUAUGUAAACAUUUCUAAGUUUAUUUGUCGCUCAAUGAUUAACAAUAAUGUAGUCUUACUAGUCCCUGCGUUCAAAAUGACAGCUUUAUUAAUAUUUCAACAAUUAGUGUUAUAACCUAAGAUAGUCAUUGAUAAAUUCUUGUUAUAAAAUUAUUGUUCCAAUGGAUAGGCACGAUUUGUUGUUUACUUCUAUACCUCUGGUUUCUGAAAGGGUUACGGGUAUAAUUCGUUUUCUCAUGAAAAUUUCUAAUAAAUUAGUAUGAGCAUUA
Molecule: messenger RNA, 3648 nt
Organism: Folsomia candida
Lineage: Eukaryota; Metazoa; Arthropoda; Collembola; Entomobryomorpha; Isotomidae
Product: valine--tRNA ligase
Exons: 14
Coding region: 359-3340 (993 amino acids)
Biological process (GO): valyl-tRNA aminoacylation
Cellular component (GO): cytosol
Molecular function (GO): valine-tRNA ligase activity; ATP binding; aminoacyl-tRNA deacylase activity
Source: RefSeq, a predicted model, not a curated record